Pogoniulus pusillus (Red-fronted tinkerbird) is the source of this 4991-nucleotide messenger RNA. It is a transcript of the gene ZBTB14, whose product is annotated as zinc finger and BTB domain containing 14. Gene Ontology annotation, biological process: regulation of transcription by RNA polymerase II. The record is from RefSeq and is a predicted model, not a curated record. Gene Ontology annotation, molecular function: protein binding; DNA-binding transcription factor activity, RNA polymerase II-specific. The coding region runs from base 301 to 1647 and encodes 448 amino acids. The transcript is spliced from 3 exons. NCBI's taxonomy places the organism in Eukaryota, Metazoa, Chordata, Aves, Piciformes, Lybiidae. Gene Ontology annotation, cellular component: nucleus.
GCCGGCGGGAGGCGCGCACACCGCACAUCCCCCCCCUUCCCCUCGCUCCCUUUUCCCCCUCCCUUCCCUCCUCUUCUACUCGCGUCCCUUCCCCCCCCUUUCCUUCUCCCCCCCAAUCCCUUCGCCCCCUUCCCCGGUCACCGGCGAGCACGCCCCCGCCCCCCCUUCCGCGUUCCCGCUGAAGCACGGCUCCGCGCGCGGGAGCGCGCCGGGGGCAGGCUGCACCCUGCACCCUGGGAAGAGUUCAGCAGCUGUCAAGAGUUUAAGAAGCCUUUGUUCAGAACAUUUCCUGCAUUGUUCAUGGAGUUUUUCCUCAGCAUGUCUGAAACCAUCAAGUACAAUGACGACGACCACAAGACCGUCUUCCUGAAGACGCUCAACGAGCAGCGUCUGGAGGGGGAGUUCUGCGACAUCGCCAUCGUGGUGGAGGAUGUCAAGUUCCGAGCCCACCGCUGCGUGCUGGCUGCCUGCAGCACCUACUUCAAGAAGCUCUUCAAGAAGCUGGAGGUGGACAGCUCCUCGGUCAUCGAGAUAGACUUCCUGCGCUCCGACAUCUUCGAGGAGGUCCUCAACUACAUGUACACCGCCAAGAUCUCCGUGAAGAAAGAGGACGUCAACCUGAUGAUGUCCUCGGGGCAGAUCCUGGGCAUUCGGUUCCUGGACAAGCUCUGCUCCCAGAAGCGCGACGUGUCGAGCCCCGAGGAGAACCCCCAGGCCAAAAGCAAGUACUGCCUGAAGAUCAACCGGCCCAUGGGCGAGCCCAACGAUGCCCAGGACGACGAGGUGGAGGAGAUCGGCGACCACGACGACAGCCCCUCGGACGUGACGGUGGAAGGGACUCCCCCGAGCCAGGAGGACGGCAAGUCCCCGACCACCACCCUGCGGGUGCAGGAGGCCAUUCUCAAGGAGCUGGGCAGCGAGGAGGUGCGCAAAGUCAACUGCUACGGCCAGGAGGUGGAGCCCAUGGAAACAACCGAGUCCAAGGACUUGGGGGCUCAGACCCCUCAGGCUUUGACCUUCAACGACGGCAUAAACGAAGUGAAGGAUGAGCAGACCCCGGGCUGGACCACGGCGGCCGGGGACAUGAAGUUCGAGUACCUGCUGUACGGCCACCGGGAGCACAUCGCGUGCCAGGCCUGCGGCAAGAGCUUCUCGGAUGAGGCGCGGCUGCGGAAGCACGAGAAGCUGCACACCGCCGACAGGCCUUUCGUCUGCGAGAUGUGCACCAAGGGCUUCACCACCCAGGCUCACCUCAAGGAGCACCUGAAGAUCCACACGGGCUACAAGCCCUACAGCUGCGAGGUGUGCGGCAAGUCCUUCAUCCGCGCCCCCGACCUCAAAAAGCACGAGAGGGUCCACAGCAACGAGCGGCCCUUCGCCUGCCACAUGUGCGACAAAGCCUUCAAGCACAAGUCCCACCUCAAAGACCACGAGAGGAGACACCGAGGGGAGAAGCCUUUCGUCUGCAGCUCCUGCACCAAGGCUUUCGCCAAGGCCUCGGACCUGAAGAGGCACGAGAACAAUAUGCACAGCGAGAGGAAGCAGGUGACCGCCGCCAACUCCAUCCAGAGCGAGACAGAACAGUUGCAGGCGGCAGCUAUGGCUGCCGAGGCAGAGCAGCAGCUGGAAACCAUAGCUUGUAGUUAAAAAGCAGGAACUGCCCCGGGAGGACAGCAGGAACUUCAUCAGCAGUGGUGUAGAGAAGUAAAGUGGGACACAGAAUCAGUUGGGAGAUGCUUGGACUGCAAACUCUUCCUUUCAGGCAGAGCUGUCGGAGGAGGACCUGGCUAUCACCUGGAACCCGCUGUGCUGCUUGGCUUAGGUGCUGCCAGAGCCUCCAGAGCUCCUUGGAGCUGAGCUAGCUGUGUUGUCCUGAGCAGUGUUGACGUUGCCAAAACCUGAUUUGUCCUUUGAGGGCGUGGGUGAGCUCUGUAAAACAGGGGCUGCACCCCAGGUGAGUGGGUUUGGGAUAAGCCAGGGUGGAAUGCUGCGGCUGGUGUGGAGGCUCCAAAAUGGGUGCUGCAGCACCAGCAUCUGGGAGGAGAGCAGGACUGGAAAGGUGGUGGCUGGAACUCUGAAGCUGCUUUAGACACCAGUUUUUGUCAGCUGCUUCAGCUUUGACAUUCCUUCACUUGUCACUUGGGGUAGGUGCUAGAGGUUGGUACAGCUGGGUGCUGGAGUGGGGUGGGUCAGAGGUGGCUUUGGUUCCUUCUCAGCUUGGGGCUGCAGUAAGUUUCCUCUGCCCCACAUAGAGCUGAAGCAGCUUAGAGAAUGAAUCACAGAAUGGGUAGGGUUGGAAGGGACCUCAAAGCUCAGCCAGCUCCAGCUCCUGCCAUGGGCAGGGACACCUCCCACCAGCACAGGUUGCUCAGACCUCGUCCAACUGGGUCUUGAACAGCUCCAGGGAGGGGACAUCCACAGCCUCCCUGGGCAGCCUGUGCCAGGGUCUCUUCACCAUGAUGGAGAAGAGUUUCUUCCUGCGUGCAAGGGGGGUGAGUGAUCAAAAUGAAGUUGGUUUGAACCCUCAGACAUCCUCUGAUUUUAAUCAAGGUGACACAUGUAAUGAAAUUCAUAGAAUGGGUUGGGUUGGAAGGGACCUUCGAGGCUGUCCAGUUCCAACCCCCUGCCAUGGGCAGGGACACCUUCCACUAGAGCAGGCUGCACAAAGCUUCAUCCUGAACAAGUAAUGAUGCAUUAUUGGCAGAGGUCCUGGCCAGUGGGGCUUGUGGCCUUCACCAGUCCUUUGUGGGGGGAAAAGAAUCUGCCAGGUUUGCUUCCAUGUACACUCCUAGACCAUCUCCUGGAGAUGGGACAGAGCAUGGAGAAGGGAGCAGGAUCCUUAUUCUGACCCCAGAGCAGUUAAAGCUUUUUACGCCACAGCGAAGCAAAAAGAGCUCUGGGACAGCUCCUCAUGGUCAGCCCUCUGCAGCCAGCUCUUUGUGGGACACCUCUACGUGGCCAGCUCGAACCGAGGACAUGGUGAGCUGCACAGCAGCCUUCAGCAUCAGCCUGGGCCCUGUGUGCAACCGUGGGGAGCCCUGAGCGCCUGGCAGCAGCCAGCGGUGCAGGUGGAGAGGUAGACCUCUCCAACCAGCUGCCAAGCAGUGUGGGUCCUGCAAGGAAAAUUUUACUCAUAGGGGAAUAGAAGUGUAAAAACUGCUGAGCCCCACAGUUUGUACCCCGUGCUGGGCAGCUGAGCACACACCUUCAUCCUGCCCAGCCAGCAGAGCUGUGCACUUCGCUCUGCCCUUGGCUUGGGUGACUCGGCAGUGAAGUGAUAAUGAAAUCAACCACAGGAUAAAGGCAGGGCUGGGAUCAAAUCCCCUGAAGCAAACUCAGCUGCAAAACCUAACCCUUCAGCUGGCCAGCAGGGUGGGCAGGGACAGCCUCUGCAGGGGUUUGCUGCAAAAGCUGAGUGGUCGAGGUCUGAGGAGGGUGCUGGGGUGCCAUGCCUCAGAGUCCCUCGGUUCCAACACCACCACCACCACCUCCCAGAAGCAAAGAGAAUGACCCAAGGUGUGGCAGGAAUGGGCUUGGUGCUGCCACCUCUGCCUGCUGUGAGAGACCAGGAUAGAGCUGCCCCAGAGGAGUGGAUUGCAGAGAGUUGGCCACAGAUUGUUGGCUACAGGGAGUCGGCCACAAAGUGGCUUGCAGAGAGUUGGCCACGAACAGCCACAAAGUGGAGAGUUGACCAGGGAGAGUUGUCCCACUCUGGGGUGUCAGCUGCAGAGUACAGCCAGGAGCUGUCACCUGCCUGGGUGGUGGCUCAUGGCUUGGCACAACAGCUCUUGGGUGCCCUUCCAGUUGCAAAGCUUCUUUCUGCUGAGCACCACCUGUAGGCAGCAAGAGGGAGCCUUCAUUGGGGGGCUUUGAGGUAACGAAUCCACACUGAGUUCUGUGCUGCCUGGGUUGUGGAGCUGGGGUAGAUGCUGCUCAUCUAACUUAGUCAGCAAGGGGCUCUGUGCAUUGCAACUCUGCUGCCUGGAUUCAAGAGGAGGAGACACCAAAGUGCUGGGAAUGUGAUCCCAAGGGACUUGCACUCUGGAGAUGCCACAGCCAGUGUCAGCACUGCGGUGGACGUUGGAAUGGGCUGAAACCCCAGGGGCUGGGGCAGCUGCCUGGGUGCUGCUCUGCCCUCUACACACUUCAGAGUUACCACCUGCUGGGUCCCAUCUUGCUUCUCUCCAGAGCUGUGGAAACAGAGUGGAUUUCUGGCACUGUUCUAUGGAACUUUGCUCCUUGGGGAGUUGUGUUUUGUUCCAGUUUGUUUUGCUUGCUUGCUUGCUUUCUGCCUUUCUGCCUUUCUGCCUUUCUUUCUGCCUUUCUGCCUUUCUUUCUGCCUUUCUUUCUGCCCUUCUUUCUGCCCUUCUUUCUGCCCUUCUUUCUGCCUUUCUUUCUGCCUUUCUUUCUUUCUGCCUUUCUUUCUUUCUGCCUUUCUUUCUUUCUUUCUUUCUUUCUUUCUUUCUGCCUUUCUUUCUUUCUGCCUUUUUUUUUUUGUUUGCAGCUUUGUUUUCAUCACCUCCUCCUCCUUUUUAAAGAGUUACCUCCCAGCAUCCCAGUCCUGAUUUGGGAAGCUCGAGGGGGUGGGGCUGUAAAUAAUCAAUGCAAGGAAAUUACCCCCCUGGAGUGUAAUGUUUUAGGAGAAUUGGGAACUUUGGAGCCUUCCCCCAAUAUAUUUUUUUAGAAGUGUGUGGCUUGGGUUUUACCUUCAGUCCUGUCAGCUUGGGAAGCAGACUCUGCAUUGGUGAUGAACUUUGGGCUUGUUUUGUAUGUACCUGUGCAACAUCAGAGGAUGUUUUUACUCAUUGCAUUUUUAUUGGAGGAACGUUGAUGAUGAUGAUGAUGAUGAUGAUGAUGAUGAUGAAUGGUCAUUGUUAAAAUGUCUGGCUGGAUGUGCUCAUGGCUAUAAAGAUGAGUAGGUCCCAGGUGGGAUCUGCAUCCCUAUUUCUUUUCUAAAUAUAUUAGUCUUGCUCUGGUUUCUUUUCCUAAAA